Molecule: messenger RNA, 303 nt
Organism: Hypoxylon fragiforme
Lineage: Eukaryota; Fungi; Ascomycota; Sordariomycetes; Xylariales; Hypoxylaceae
Exons: 1
Coding region: 1-303 (100 amino acids)
Source: RefSeq, a predicted model, not a curated record
AUGUGCACCGCCAAACCCCCCAAAACCCGCCCCUCCUCCUCCACCUCCAAAACCCCCUGCUCCUCCUCCUCCUCCACCACCACCACCUUCCUAACCCCCCUCUGGUGGACCCUCCUCGUCACCCUCAACAUCCUCUGGCUCGUCUUCCUCAGCCGACAAGCCUUUUCCCUGCUGCAGACCCUGUGGCAGGCCCCGGCGGACGACUACCUGUUCUUCUUCCACCUGGCCGCGGCCAUGGUGCGCGUGUGGGUGGUCGAGCCGCUGAGUGCUCGGGUUGGGGAGUAUGUGGAUUUGUUGAUGUAA